AUUAAUAGUACUCAUUUCGAAAACGCUCUCAACAUAACGGCAAAGUAGUAAUCUACUCAUUCAGUUGCUGGUGUUCCGAUGUAUAUAGGCGUCAUGCUAAAGCCAGUACUCCGUAAUAUUGGCUGCGCAACAAUGCGUUUCCAAGCAUUCAGAUCCUUCAGCGUUGCUUGCCGAGCGAUGACUGCCCAGGAAUCGAUCACUCCUCGAUCUCCGAAUGGCGCCCCGGAUCUACCUCCGAGUUCUCAACAACAUCCCACGAAAGAUAUUCCUCCUCUAGCACCCAAUCUGUGGAAGGAAGCUAAAAAAAGUUUCGCCGAAUCCAUCCCCAUCGCCAUGGGGGACCUGGGAACGACCUAUUGGGCACCGUUCUGGCUGAGGGAAAAUUGUCGCUGUGUCAAAUGCAUCCAUCCUGAGACUAAACAACGACUAGUUCACACACACUCGAUUCCUUUCGAUAUUCGCCCCGCAAGCUUUCGACUCGUGGAGGGGCAACAUCUUGAGAUCCAAUGGCCUGAUGGACAUUCUAGUACAUAUACAUGGCCAUGGCUUCAGCUUCACUGCCAACAUAAGCCUGGUGCCGGCCCUACGUUUAGGCCCUUUGAACAUGCCUCCGGGUCUCUUUCUCAACUUCCAAAAGUGGACUACGAUAGGAUCAUGAAAUCAGAAGAUGGUGUGAAGGCCUGGACUCAGAAAAUUCAUCAAUACGGUUUCUGUUUUGUCAAGGGUUGCCCGGUAGACCCCGAGGCCACGAAGAAACUACUGGAGCGAAUCGCUUUCAUCAGACCGACGCACUAUGGCGGUUUCUGGGACUUUACUUCGGAUUUGGCGAUGAAGGACAUGGCCUACACAACACAAGGUCUUGGUGUCCAUACUGAUAAUGCGUACUUCACGGACCCUUCUGGACUUCAGAUGUUCCACCUCCUCUCCCAUACAGACGGCGAUGGGGGUGAAUCAACGUUAGUAGACGGAUUUGAAGCUGCUCGCACCUUGUGGUCAGAAAACCCGGAUGCAUACGCAGUGCUAUCGAAUCCAAUUUUCAGCCAUCAUGCCAGUGGCAAUGAGCAUGUCCACAUUAUGCCUGCUAAAACACACGAAACUUUCUCGCAUAGGCAGCCUACAGGCGAGCUGUACCAGAUUCGGUGGAACGACGAAGACCGUGGUGCAAAUUUUACAGGCUCACAAGAUAGUUUACUCGCCUGGUAUGUUGCAGCACGGGAAUGGUCCCAGAUGCUGAAGCGACCUAAGCUCUUGCUCAAGUUUAAGCUAGAGCCGGGAAUGCCGCUAAUAUUCGACAACUGGCGGAUGCUUCAUGGCCGGACUGCUUUCACAGGAGCUAGGAGAAUGUGUGGUGGGUAUAUUAACCGAGACGAUUUCAUCUCUCGCUAUGAACUGCUCAAUAAAGGCCGAUCGGCGCUCCUGGAUCGUAUUUAGACGGAUUUCGGGCCCCUGAUUGCAGUGGCUGCGGGUUUGACCCAUAGAUGUACAUACAUACA
Messenger RNA from Coccidioides posadasii C735 delta SOWgp, 1493 nucleotides. RefSeq lists its product as uncharacterized. The record is from RefSeq and is a predicted model, not a curated record. Lineage: Eukaryota; Fungi; Ascomycota; Eurotiomycetes; Onygenales; Onygenaceae.